AUGUCAACCUCAAUCCCAAAUUCCCUCGCUCCAGUCGUAGCUGUCUGCCACGGUGGUGGUCCUAUGCCCAUCAUCAACGAUCCUGGCCAUGCCGAGCUCAUAAAGUCCAUGAGCACGCGUGUUCCCGAAAUACUCGGCAUCUCUUCAAAUUCAUCUUCCACCUCGCCUCCCCCCAAGGCUAUUGUAUUGGUUACUGCACAUUGGGCCGAGACACGUCCUCACAUAAGCAGCGCUCAGCACCACGAUUUAUUAUAUGAUUAUUCUGGAUUCCCACCUGAAACAUACAAAUUGAAGUACUCUGCGCCCGGAAGUCCAGAAGUAGCCAAGGAGAUCUUUGAGCUAUUGGAUGGGGCGGGUUUCGACCCAGUGUUGGAUGAGAAGAGAGGCUGGGACCAUGGCGUAUUUGUUCCACUCCUUCUCAUUUCUCCCGCAGCGCAGAUCCCCGUUAUUCAAGUAUCUGUCCUACAAUCCAACUCUCCCGCCCAACAUUAUGCCAUGGGUCAAGCCCUUGCGCCUCUGCGAUCCCGCGGCAUUGCCAUUAUCGGUAGCGGCAUGCCAACAUUUCACAAUCUCCGUCUCAUGUUCUCUGGUCUCGGAAAUACCCCCGCAUACGUAGCUCGCAACAAAGAGUGGUCAAAUCGCUUGACGGAAACACUAAAGAUAUCCGAUGCUGAAGAACGGGGUAAACGACUAGAGAAUUGGAGGGAUUGGAUUGGGGCUGAGGAUGCGCAUCCUCAGAGAGGUCAGGAGCAUUUCUUGCCACUUAUUGUAUGCGCGGGCGCUGGAGGUAAUAAGCCGGUAAAGGGGUGGGAGGAUGAAGUUAUGGGGUCACCGCAAUGGACAUAUUAUUGGGAUUAA
Messenger RNA from Sclerotinia borealis F-4128, 858 nucleotides. The record is from the annotation of a GenBank genome assembly. NCBI's taxonomy places the organism in Eukaryota, Fungi, Ascomycota, Leotiomycetes, Helotiales, Sclerotiniaceae.